UCAUUUCAUUUCCAUAAGAAACCUCUCUCUCUCUCUCUCUCUCUCUCUCCCAAUCUCCAUCUUCCCCUUCUCUUUCUUUGCCUUGUUCAUUUCUCUCUGUCUCAUGCGUUUCUCCAAAAACCCAACCUCUUGAUAGCUCUCAUUAUCGUCAUCAUCAUCAUAAUCAUCUGAGGCUGAGGCGUUGUUCCGGUGAGGAAAAUGUCAUCGCCGGGAUUCACGGGUGGGAGAGCACCGGAGUUCUACGGCGGAGUGAGCCGAUCCGUGGCGGCAACCGUCAGGAACGACCCUACCAACGCCAACAACCUUCAACCUUCUUCUCUUCAUCCUCUGUACCGAACCCAGCAACAGCAGCAACACCCAGCAAUUUUUCUAGAUCCUUACACGCAGAUCGCUAGGCAAAAUCCGAGUCUCAUCAGGAAGCGAACCCUCGCAGAAUUUCAAACUCACCAACAGAACCACAACAAUCAGGUUCUUUCAAGCCUCCUCUUGCGCUCCGUGAAGCCCAGGACCUUCCAGAAUAGCUCUCCCAUGUCUCCUAUGUCACCCAUGGAUUUCUCCAUGUCCCCUGAAUUGCCAAACUCUUCGGUUUUCUCGUCGCAGCGCUUUGGGGUGCCUUUGCUUCAGCAAUCUCGCCCACAGACGAUGAAUCUCCCAAACGCAGCCUUAUCCAGAGCAGGGUUUCAAUAUUUGGAUGGUAAUUUGGCCCAGGAAAGUGAGAAGAAGGUCAUGGACCAUCGGCUUCAGGAAUUGGAGAAACAACUUUUGGAAGACAACGACGAGGAAGAAGGCGAUCCGGUAUCUGUGAUCACCAGCAGCGAGUGGUCACUACAGAACCUCAUCAGUCCCGGAGCGCAGAAACCAAUUUCGUCGUCGCCUACUUCGUCCACAACCUCGACGACGUCGUCAUCUUCCUCCGUUCUUUCACCUACUUCCACCUGUUUGAAGCAGUCGUUAAUGGAGGCCGCAUCUGCAAUUGCCGAUGGGAAAUCCGACUCCGCCGCGGAGAUCCUGUCCCGUUUGGCCCAGUUUUCAAACCCGAAUGGCAAUUCGGAUAACCGAUUGACGGAUUGUAUGAUCUCCGCGCUGAAAUCUCGUGUGAACCCACAAGAAAAUCCACCUGCAGCUGUAGAACUCUUCAGCAGCGAACACGCCGAGUCCACUCAGUUGCUCUACGAACAUUCUCCGUGCUUCAAGGUUGGGUUUAUGGCGGCCAAUCUGGCAAUCCUCGAAGCCGCAUUCGAUGACAACACGGAGAACAACGGCAGUAACAAGUUACACGUGGUCGAUUUCGACAUCGGCAGGGGCAAGCAGUACAUAAAUCUCCUCCACGCGCUAUCUGCGCGUCAGAAUGGAAAACUGGUCAUGGUGUAUAUCACGGCGGUCGCAGAGAACGGCAGUGAAGAGAGGUUGAAGGUGGUGGGUGAUAUGCUGAAACAGCAGGCAGAGCAACUCGGAGUCGGGUUCGAGUUCAGGGCGAUAACCCAACAACUCACCGAGUUAACGCGUGAGUCUCUAGGGUGCGAACCCCACGAUCCUCUCGCAGUGAAUUUCGCUUUCAAAUUGUACAGAAUGCCCGACGAAAGCGUUUCCACAGAGAACCCACGAGACGAGCUGCUCCGGCGUGUGAAGGGGUUGGCCCCGCGCGUGGUGACGCUGGUGGAGCAAGAGAUUAAUACCAAUACGGCGCCGUUUACGUCCCGCGUUUCCGAGUCGUGCUCUUAUUACGGCGCGCUAUUUGAUUCGCUCGAGUCAACAAUCUCAAGAGACAACUCGGAGCGAGUGAAGGUGGAACAAGGACUGAGUCGAAAGCUGAACAACUCGAUCGCGUGUGAAGGAAGAGAUCGCGUGGAGAGGUGCGAAGUAUUUGGGAAGUGGAAGGCGCGUAUGAGCAUGGCGGGUUUUCAACUGAAGGGAAUGAAUCAGAGAAUCGCCGAGCAGCUAAAAGUGCGACUCAGCCAGGGCAACCGAGUCAACCCGGGAUUCACGGUGAAAGAAGAGAACGGUGGGAUUUGCUUUGGUUGGAUGGGUCGAACACUCACCGUCGCAUCUGCUUGGCGUUAACUUCACUCACUUUUUUCCCUUUUCUUUAUAUCCAAUUGUUAUUACUAUAUUUUAACGUUAUCUAGCUAUAAUGGAAAGGCAAAAGCAACAUAUAUUUCGAAAUUGAGAGGAAACAAAAACAAUUAUCUUCCACCAAAUAAAAUUAAUAAAUAUAGUGUUUGGAUUCCCAGAAA
Prosopis cineraria is the source of this 2234-nucleotide messenger RNA. RefSeq names its product scarecrow-like protein 8. Lineage: Eukaryota; Viridiplantae; Streptophyta; Magnoliopsida; Fabales; Fabaceae. Gene Ontology annotation, molecular function: DNA-binding transcription factor activity; sequence-specific DNA binding. The record is from RefSeq and is a predicted model, not a curated record. Bases 199 to 2061 code for a protein of 620 amino acids. Gene Ontology annotation, cellular component: nucleus. The transcript has a single exon. Gene Ontology annotation, biological process: regulation of DNA-templated transcription.